Messenger RNA from Trichophyton rubrum CBS 118892, 564 nucleotides. RefSeq lists its product as uncharacterized. Lineage: Eukaryota; Fungi; Ascomycota; Eurotiomycetes; Onygenales; Arthrodermataceae. Gene Ontology annotation, cellular component: nucleus; MCM complex. Bases 1 to 564 code for a protein of 187 amino acids. Gene Ontology annotation, biological process: double-strand break repair via break-induced replication; DNA replication initiation. The record is from RefSeq and is a predicted model, not a curated record. The transcript has 2 exons. Gene Ontology annotation, molecular function: single-stranded DNA helicase activity; single-stranded DNA binding; ATP binding.
AUGAUCAUAAACGACAGCCGUUGCGCUCCAAGGCUCUCUCCAGAAGCCUCGGAGAAACUCUCGUCACACUUCGUCUCCAUCCGUAAAAGGGUGCAUCAAGCCGAGCUUGACGCUAAUGCGAGGUCGUCUAUACCAAUCACAGUCCGUCAACUUGAGGCUGUGAUACGUAUCACCGAAUCCCUAGCCAAAUUGUCACUUUCUCCAGUAGCGACGGAGGAGCACGUCGACGAAGCCGUACGAUUGUUCCUGGCCUCGACCAUGGACGCCGCUGUACAUGGAGACGGCCAGGCAAGCAAGGAACUAUCGGCAGAGGUAAGCAAGAUCGAAGACGAACUCAAGAGACGAUUGCCUAUUGGAUGGACUACAAGCCUGGCCACCCUGCGGCGCGAAUUUGUGGAUGGCCGUAAUUAUAACGAGCAGGCAUUAAAUCGAGCCUUAUUGGUUCUGCAGAGAAGAGAUAUUAUUGAUUGCCCAGGCGUUUCUAUCGUGGAUCUCGCAAGGCCAAUUUCUCCCCAACACAACAGAAAAUCUCUUACAGUGACAAGUUCAAACAUCCGUGAGUAA